UCUGUUUUGAAGAGCCGGCGUGAACAGUCUGGGCCGCUUCCACAGGAAAUCUCUCAGGCAACUGAGAACGCGCAACUACAAUCGGAAAUGACGCAGUGCCUGAACUCACGGAACACCCAAACCAGCGCGUCUGUGAGAACCAGCGCUGUAACCCCGGCCGCUGAUAGCAGUUUAGUGAAGGGCGGGGUACUUCUUGUUACUAACAUGAUAUCCCCCCUCACCGUGACCUUAGGAGCAGCUUUGUGUCCAACGAGUGAAGAAUAUAGACGGGUUUUCUUCACUGUGUGACAUUAAUUUUUGAUUGACAUUUCAAAGGAUUUACUGAGUCUUUACCGACUGUUCGUAUCAACCAACAGAUCCUCAAAUUCGUGGAAACGCCUCUAAAUGGGAAAUGAUGCCGAUGGGAGCCAAUACAAAUUUGCCUGUUUCUACACAAGGGCGUGUGUUUAACGGGAAACGACAUCACCGCCGGCCAAUUAGGACCUAUCAAAUCUGUCGGCGGGCGGGACUUGUAACGCUCGCGGUGUUCUGUUGAAUUCCAUUGCCGACCAUUAAAAGAGCCAGGAGAGUGGCAGAGUGCGAGACAGAUAGAGAUAUUUAAAGAGACAGAGAUUAAUUUAAAAACGGAUUAAUUUGAAAACGCAGGCACCGCGGAUUUCGGCUGGCUGCCCCUUUAAAUAGGAACCCAUUCUGGAUAAUUCUUACUAAACGUUUUAUUAUAUAAACAAUAAAGUGAAUGUUGUUUCUGUCAUGAGUCCGGCCGGGUGCUCCCAUGUGAAUAGCUAUAAGGUGGAUAAUUGGAAACAGAAUCUGCGAGUCAUAUACCAGUGCUUUGUUUGGAGCGGGACUGCCGAAACCAGGAAACGAAAGGUGCUUCAGAAAGAUGCUGGAUGGACAACAAUGGCAAAGUCUUGUAUCUGUCACAUGUGCGGCGCCCACCUGAACAGACUUCAUUCCUGCCUCUACUGUGUCUUCUUUGGAUGCUUUACCAAGAAACACAUUCAUGAACAUGCAAAAAACAAACGGCAUAACCUGGCCAUAGAUCUAUUAUAUGGGGGUAUAUAUUGUUUUAUGUGUCAAGACUACAUAUACGACAAAGACAUGGAACAGAUUGCCAAAGAAGAACAAAGAAAAGCAUGGAAAUUACAAGGUAUCGGUGAAAAGUAUUCAUCGUGGGAGCCAACCAAACGCGAAUUGGAAUUACUACGGCACAAUCCCAAACGUAGGAAGAUAACUACAAAUUGCACCAUUGGUCUGCGAGGCCUAAUAAACCUAGGGAACACUUGCUUUAUGAACUGUAUUGUCCAGGCUCUUACCCAUACCCCACUACUUCGAGAUUUUUUCCUCUCGGAUAGACACAAAUGUGAAAUGCAAUCCAAUUCCUGUCUGGUUUGUGAAAUGUCCCAGCUUUUUCAAGAGUUUUACUCUGGACAUCGGUCUCCUCACAUUCCCUUUAGGUUGUUGCACCUGGUGUGGACGCAUGCACGGCAUUUAGCAGGGUACGAGCAGCAGGAUGCACACGAGUUCCUCAUUGCAGCGUUAGACGUGUUACACAGACAUUGCAAAGAUGAUGACAAUGGGAAAAAGGCCAACAACCCAAACCACUGUAACUGCAUCAUUGACCAAAUCUUCACUGGUGGGCUACAGUCUGAUGUCACCUGUCAAGUCUGCCAUGGUGUUUCCACUACCAUAGACCCGUUCUGGGAUAUCAGUUUGGACCUGCCUGGCUCCUCCACCCCCUUUUGGCCGCUGAGCCCGGGUAGCGAUGGGAGUGCAGUGAAUGGAGAAAGCCAUGCAUCAGGAACCACCACACUCACAGACUGUCUACGAAGGUUUACAAGGCCCGAACAUCUAGGAAGUAGUGCCAAAAUCAAAUGUAGUGGUUGCCAUAGUUACCAAGAAUCAACCAAACAGCUCACAAUGAAAAAGCUACCCAUCGUAGCCUGUUUUCAUCUCAAGCGGUUCGAACACUCUGCAAAACUGAGACGGAAGAUCACCACCUACGUGUCCUUUCCGCUGGAGCUGGAUAUGACUCCGUUCAUGGCUUCAAGUAAAGAAAGCAGAAUGAAUGGCCAGUAUCAACAGCCAGUUGACACUUUAAACAACGACAAUAAAUAUUCCUUGUUUGCAGUCGUCAAUCAUCAGGGAACACUGGAGAGCGGCCACUAUACCAGCUUCAUCCGACAGCACAAGGACCAGUGGUUUAAAUGUGACGAUGCAAUCAUCACCAAGGCUAGCAUCAAGGAUGUGUUAGACAGUGAAGGGUAUCUGUUAUUUUAUCACAAACAGUUCCUUGAAUACGAGUAGCCUAACCUGAGAAAGCGAAAGCCUUCAAAACAACACACAAACCUACCUGAAACUCUUAAUGAAAAAGAAAAAAAAAUUAGCACUGAGCGACCAGUACCUACUUGACAGUGAAGAAGGAAAGAAAGCAGGAACACAAUGCCUGGUUUUUGCCAGGGUUGGGAGACUAAAUCGCAUGUUGAUAGAAGAUGGUCACCCUCACCUUCACUGCAGACAGACAGAGAGAGAAAUAAGAGGAGACAGACCCUGGGAGUGGCACAUCUCAUGACUCACAAACUUUAUUUUUUAUUUUUUACUUUUUCCCCAUGGUGCUCCAUCUCCAACUGACCAAGCAUUUAGAAUAAGAAGAAAAAACUUUUUUUUUUUAAUGCAUUUGGGUCUGAAAGCAGUAAAACAAUGGUAUUAUUAAAGACUUUGCAAGUCCUUUUUAUUUGUGAAUUUAGUUUUGAAGUACUGUAUGAAACUCGUAGAAAGACAUCUAUUUUUUUUAAAAACUCAUUUGGAACCCGAAAUGCAGGCUGAACUCGGACAGGCUUUCAAUAUGGACAUGUUCCGAUGGACUGCAGAUUCACACUGUGGAGGGCUCUUGGUUUUUUUGUUUGGUGGUUUUGUUUUUUAGGGCGGAGGGAGGCGGGAGGGGCUUUAUUUGAAUUCAUGUUUACUUUUUCCACCCCUUUUCAGGACAGAUUUUCAGAAGUGUACUGUCAUGGUAAAAACUGUAAUGAGUUGGCAUUGUGAUCAUUGUGAAAAGUCUUCAUAUUGGUAUUACAAUGCAAUUCGUUCACUUGGAUGUGAAAAAAAAAAUUGUAUUAUUGUUGCACCAUUUAUUACAGUUUGUACUACAGUGGAAGCAGGGCUGCUCAUGCUUAUGUAUGGUGCAUUCUUGCUUGAUUGAUCAGUAUUAAUCCCACCAGUAUCUGUGUGUUAUAUGCAGUACAACAAUACAGUGCUGUACUGAAUCAGUACUUGUAAAACAAGCAUGCAAUUAAAACUGGAUAAGAGAGCA
Acipenser ruthenus (sterlet) is the source of this 3310-nucleotide messenger RNA. RefSeq names its product ubiquitin carboxyl-terminal hydrolase 22. NCBI's taxonomy places the organism in Eukaryota, Metazoa, Chordata, Actinopteri, Acipenseriformes, Acipenseridae. Gene Ontology annotation, biological process: protein deubiquitination. Bases 751 to 2307 code for a protein of 518 amino acids. The transcript has 14 exons. Gene Ontology annotation, molecular function: zinc ion binding; cysteine-type deubiquitinase activity. The record is from RefSeq and is a predicted model, not a curated record.